Cylicostephanus goldi is the source of this 288-nucleotide messenger RNA. The record is from the annotation of a GenBank genome assembly. Lineage: Eukaryota; Metazoa; Nematoda; Chromadorea; Rhabditida; Strongylidae.
GUGGGAACGUUGAUCAGAUCAUAUGGUACGAAGAUGAGGGCAUUGAUAAGCAGUGUACGAGUGCGAGUAUAUCAGCUUCUUAUGCUGCUACCACCAAAGAGCUAUGAACACAUGUUCCACUCGCUGCUUCGUGAACUUGUUGCUGAAGUGACCCUGUCGGAUGACCAAGGUUCGCAGCUGAUGACUUCAGUAGCGGGCACCUUGUGCUCCGGGGCUGAGUAUACCCUGUUAGCUCCUUGGAGCGGUGGAGCUACCGACCAAGCUUUAGUGGAGGACCAGGUACUUUGA